UGAGCGCGACCGGAUCUGAGAGAAGAAGGGGCCCCGACCCCGAGGAGAUCGUGGAGGACAAGCCCGUUAUCGAAAUCGAAGACGACGACGACGUGUUCCCGGACGAAGACCCCGACCCGGCGGCGACGGCUCAAUUGUACAUGUCGCAGCUUGAGUCGUACGCGACGCAGACCAACGUUCAGAAGCUCUCCGAGGAGGAGAAACACAAGCUCGUCGCCGAAGUAAUGCGGUACAUGCUCUUCUCGCAGUACCGCGACGGCGCUCCGGUGACCAGGACCAAGCUCUCGGAGCACCUCUCCAAGAUUGCGCCCGAGCUGAAGCGCGCCAAGGUUUCGUCUUACAUCGUCGCCGAGGCGCAGGUCAAGUUUAACGAGAUCUUCGGCAUCGAGAUGAAGGAACUGUCGCGAAAGGCGCAGAAGAAGACCGGGGCGGCGAGGACUAAUCUGCAGGCGUCGGAACCCACCAAGGAGUACGUGCUCAAAUCCUUGUUGCCGUCGAAGAUUCGCAGGCAGUUCAUCGACCGGGAGGAGGAUCACACGUUCCGCGGGUUUGUCAUGGCAGUUGUCGCACUCGUCUCCGUCAGCGGCGGCGAGAUCGAGGAGCAGGUCCUGUGGAAGCACCUGGCGAGACUUGGGGUGAGGCACGACGACGAAGCACAUCCCAAGCUGGGCAACGUGAGGGACACGCUCAACAAGUUGUGCUUGCAGAGGUACCUGAUGAAGGAGAAGGGUGUGGGCAGCGACGGCAAGGAUACGUUCAGGUAUUCACUCGCGGAGCGCGCCAUGGACGAGCUGCCGACAGAGAAGGUGGACAAGUACGUGACGGAACUGAUGCGGGGGCACAAUGACGAGGACGGGAACGCAGCGGGAGAGAACGGCAACACCACGUGAGGCCUUGGGCGCGACAACGGUUGAUAGCUCCUUCGGAGAAUGCGAUGAUUUUAGGAUGAAUAAUUACACGAGAUAGAUACAGCACAACCCAGCGGGUAAUAUGUAAUAUCGCGGGUCGCGCGAGGCGCAAACGCCAUCACUUCUUCUUCUUCGCAUCCUCUUUCUUUCCACCGUCGAUGAGUUCCAUCACGCCGUCGAACAGCUUCUUGGUCCACAGCAGCUGAAGCGUGGUGAAGAAUACGUUUGCGAGCAGGACACCCGCGGUGAUAUACCCCGGGUACUGCUCCGGAAAGUUCCCCGCCUUCAGGAUCCCCAGGCCGUCCUUCCACACCGUGAUGGCUGUCCACACCCACAGGAUGUCACGCACGAUCAGGAACAGUACCCCGAAGGAGAGCUUGGAAGCGAGGUCGAGCCACGGGAACCGCUUGGUCAGCUCGGGGUAAUACUUGCAGAUGUCCACGAUGACAAGCGGUACAGACGACACCUCGGCGACGCCCAUGAAGUAUACGCCGUAGUAGUGCAUGUAGGGCAUAGUGAUGGCCCAGUAGCACAGGAGCGCGGCGAGAAAGUGGUGCGCCAGCAUCUCCGGCGCGGCGGUCUCCUUGUGAAGCAUCGACGCGAAAAAGUCCCAGGUCUGAAACGCAAAGUUGCACUGCAGCACGUUCCUCGCGUGCGGGCUGGUUGCGUACAGCCUCUGCUCCUUGGUGGUGAAGUCGUCGAGCUUGA
Messenger RNA from Micromonas commoda, 1616 nucleotides. RefSeq lists its product with no specific name. NCBI's taxonomy places the organism in Eukaryota, Viridiplantae, Chlorophyta, Mamiellophyceae, Mamiellales, Mamiellaceae. The transcript has 3 exons. Gene Ontology annotation, cellular component: nucleus. The coding region runs from base 141 to 890 and encodes 249 amino acids. The record is from RefSeq and is a predicted model, not a curated record.